GUGACUAUUGUGAUCAAGUAUUUCUUCCAGUUUGGAUUCUUCCCAUGGAACGCGGACUUAGAAUUAAGCAAAGAUAAACCUUACCAUCCUCCCAACAUAAUUGGUGUGGAGAAAAAAGAAGGCUAUGUCCUCUAUGAUCUUGUUCAAUUGCUUGCUUUAUUUUUUCACAGAUCGAUCUUAAAGUGUCACGGUCUUUGGGAUGAGGACGAGGUGAUUGACAAUACCACCCACAAGGACGAAUCAGAUGGUGAAUUUUCAGAAGCUUCUGUAAGAAGAGAUUCUGUUGGAUCACUAAAAUCAGUCAAUCUUGCAGCCUCUGCAGAAUCCAUCCAUGUUCACUUCCCAGAAGAGAAGACAGCUGUGAGAAGAGCAAGUAGCAGUGGAUCCCAAAUAUCUCGAAGGUCCAGUUACUCUUCCUCACAUAACAGAUCAAAGAGAGGUAGCACCAGCACUCGAAACAGCAGCCAGAAAGGUAGCAGCAUACUAAGUGUGAAACAGAAAUCAAGAAAAGAACUGCUUAUGGAAAAGCUUCGAGAGCAACUCAUCAAAGCAAAAGCAUUUACUAUUAAGACAAUCCUUCAAAUAUAUUUGCCAAUCCGAAGGUUCUUCUACAAUCUCAUUCAUCCAGACUACAGUGCUGUGACAGAUGUCUAUGUGUUAAUGUUCCUGGCAGAUACAGUAGACUUCAUCGUUACUGUGUUUGGCUUCUGGGCUUUUGGAAAACACUCAGCUGCAGCCGACAUCACCUCAUCAUUGUCAGAAGACCAGGUCCCAGAGGCAUUCUUAGUGAUGGUGUUGAUACAGUUUGGCACAAUGGUUGUGGACCGCGCCCUAUAUCUCAGAAAAACAGUCAUGGGAAAAGUCAUUUUCCAAGUCAUCCUGGUAUUUGGAAUACAUUUUUGGAUGUUUUUCAUUUUGCCAGGCGUAACAGAAAGGAAGUUCAGCCAGAACACUGUUGCCCAGCUGUGGUAUUUUGUGAAGUGUAUCUACUUUGGACUUUCAGCAUAUCAGAUCCGUUGUGGAUAUCCCACACGUGUGCUUGGGAACUUCUUGACAAAGAGCUACAAUUAUGUCAAUCUGUUCCUAUUUCAAGGGUUUCGUUUGGUGCCAUUUUUAACUGAGCUACGAGCUGUCAUGGAUUGGGUAUGGACUGACACCACACUCAGUCUUUCCAGCUGGAUCUGUGUAGAAGACAUUUAUGCUCAUAUAUUUAUACUAAAAUGUUGGCGUGAAUCUGAAAAGAGAUAUCCUCAGCCACGUGGUCAGAAAAAGAAAAAAGUUGUAAAAUACGGAAUGGGUGGCAUGAUUGUGGUUCUUCUGAUUUGCAUUGUUUGGUUCCCUCUGCUGUUCAUGUCUUUAAUAAAGUCAGUUGCUGGCGUCACAAACAAGCCCCUUGAUGUCUCCAUUAAAAUCACCCUGGGAGGAUAUCAGCCUAUUUUUACCAUGAGUGCUCAACAAAACCAGCUACAAGAAAUUACAAACCCCCUGUUUAGAUCAUUUGAAGGACAUUUUAAAAAGGAGACUUCUGCUCUUCAGUUCUUGGAAGGAUAUGGAAUGGAAGACAUCACUAUUGCAGAAUUAGAAGGAAAUUCAAAUUCUCUAUGGACCAUUAGUCCUCCAAGCAGGAAAAUGAUGAUAGAAAGCAUUGCGGAUUUGACUCAUGAAUUCACUUUGGUUAUCUCUUGGACUAUUCAUAGAAACAUGAGUCUUGGAGCUAAAGCAGAGAUCACGGGUGAUAAACAUACAAUUGCACUGACAAAUGAAACACGAACAGCCCUGGCUAACAUGAUGAAAUCAAACUCUUCAGCACCAGUAACACUUGAAAAGAUCUAUCCAUGGUACAUCAAAGCACCAAGUGAUUCUACUGCAAAACCAAUCUUCCAACUCCUUAAAAGUAAGCAUUUGUUCAAUGAGGUCAGGACAACCACUUUGUGA
Messenger RNA from Nanorana parkeri, 1935 nucleotides. RefSeq names its product piezo-type mechanosensitive ion channel component 2-like. Lineage: Eukaryota; Metazoa; Chordata; Amphibia; Anura; Dicroglossidae. The record is from RefSeq and is a predicted model, not a curated record. Gene Ontology annotation, cellular component: plasma membrane. Gene Ontology annotation, molecular function: mechanosensitive monoatomic ion channel activity; monoatomic cation channel activity. The transcript has 13 exons. The annotation marks the transcript as partial. Gene Ontology annotation, biological process: detection of mechanical stimulus; regulation of membrane potential; cellular response to mechanical stimulus.